AGGUGUUAAACGUCACAAAUUUUCUUUUCAACUCGCGGCUGCAGAUUCGUGGUGCGGUUGUUUCGAUCGUCAAAUAUCAUCAAUAAAUCAGAUUUCCGGUUGUUGAAAUGACUUCCAAACACAAGGAUAAGGAUCGGGACCGCGAUCGCGAUGAGGAAUCAGGUCAUUCGCGUGGAAAAUCCCGAGAUAGGGAUCGAGACCGACGGCGGGAUCGUUCACGUUCCCGGGACAGACAUCAUAGGGACCGCGAUCGGGAUCGGGAACGGGAUAGAGACCGUGACCGAGAAAGAGAUCGGGAUCGAGACCGUGACCGGGAACUUGAAAGAGUUCGCAGAGAUCGUCGUCGCAGUCGGUCCAGGGAUCGGGAUCGACGGCGUCGCAGCCGUUCGAAAAGUUACGAUAACGAUAAGCGACGAUCGAGGGACCGCGAACGGGAUCGUUACGAUCGCGGUAGUAGUCGUACUGCUGAGGCGGCUGGAUCAUCCCGUGGUUUAAGGGCCCCCAGUAGGGACCAGGAAGUGGCCAGUAGCUCGGCUUAUGACUACAAGGAUAUACAGUUUACGCAAAACGUUAUCGAAUCUAUGAUGUCAACUGCGGCCAACGCAAAGAGCUUCGCUGAUCUGCUGAACAGUUACAACCAACAGCAGCAAAUACAACAGCAACAACAACAUAUUCAGGCUCAAAAGGCGCUUUUGGAAGCUCAUAAUGAAAAUAGUCAAUCAUCGGACCCUGGAAGGGCAAGCCGAGGAGGAUCCAGUGGAAGUGGAUAUGAUGGCAGCAUGUCCCGGGCCCAGAAGAAAAAGUCCCGAUGGGGUGGAGGAGAUCAUGAUAAAACAUUCAUUCCCGGAAUGCCUACUAUUUUACCAGCGGGCAUGACCCAGGACCAACAGGAAGCCUAUUUAGUGCAACUGCAAAUCGAAGAACUGAGCCGACGGUUACGAACGGGCGAUCUGAUGAUUCCGCAGAAUCCGGAAGAAAGAUCUCCGUCGCCAGAACCGAUCUAUAGCAGUGAUGGCAAGAGGUUGAACACUCGUGAAUUCCGUACUAGGAAGAAGCUGGAAGAACAGCGGCACCAGUUGAUUACACGUAUGCAGUGUAUGAAUCCGGAGUUCAAACCGCCAUCGGAUUACAAACCACCGAUAAUUCGGGUAAGCGAUAAGGUUCUCAUUCCCCAAGAGGAACAUCCUGAUAUCAAUUUUGUGGGCCUUCUUAUUGGUCCACGUGGUAACACACUGAAGGCAAUGGAAAAGGAUACUGGAGCAAAGAUCAUAAUUCGUGGCAAGGGUUCAGUGAAGGAAGGCAAAGUUGGACGAAAAGAUGGUCAACCAUUGCCGGGUGAGGAUGAGCCCCUGCAUGCCUUUAUUACGGCCAGCAAUCCGGAAUCGGUGAAAAAAGCCGUUGAUCGCAUCAAAGAUGUCAUUCGUCAGGGUAUUGAAGUCCCAGAAGGUCACAACGAUCUCCGUCGAAUGCAGCUGAGAGAGUUGGCCCAGCUUAAUGGAACUUUACGUGAAAUGGAUGGACCUCGGUGUACCAAUUGUGGCUCAAAUGAGCACAAAACCUGGCUUUGUCCAGAUAAGCCAAAUAUUACCAACACUACGGUCUGUUCAUCCUGUGGUGGAGCAGGUCACAUAGCCAAGGAUUGUAGAAGUAAACGUCCUGGAGCGGGAGGUCCUCCUUCGAGCAACAAUCAAACCAAAAUCGACGAAGAAUACAUGAGCCUGAUGGCUGAACUUGGCGAAGGUCCGCCGCCGGAAACCACUAGCCAUUCGCAUUCAAACGCACCGAAUAGAACUUAUGGACUAUUCGAACCACGUCAAGCCCCCCGACCACUUAUGCAAACGCCUCACAUGCCUCCGGCUCACCAACCAUCCCUGGCUCCACCACCUGCUGCCCCAAUGCCUCAACCGCCGCAAUGGAACAUGCCGCCUCUCCCGGGGCCGCCUCCGCCACCCCCAGGAAUUUCUCCGCUUAUGUCUUGGAAUCAACAGCCCCCACCUCCCGGCGGGGCUGGUUCCGAUCUCGCUCCACCGGGUACUGCUCCGGUUCCACGAUUCCCUCAAAACAGCUACCUUCCGCCACCCCCGCCUGGAGUGUCUCAACCGCUAGCACCCCCUGGAACCAGCCCGGUGGGAAUGCCCUCUUGGAGCAACGGCAACGGAUCAUCGUUCAUGCAACCUCCUCCGAUGCCGGCCGGUUUACCACCAGCACAUCUGCUGAGUGCUCCUCCUCCGCCGCCGCCUCCUUCCUCCUGCUAGAGGAAAGACGCUGCUGGCCAGAGAAUUGAACUAUUUUAUUUCACUAUUUAUACAUUUUUGGAAAUCCGUAAGUAUGGACACUUCUUAAUUCUGACAUAAUAAUGACCCUAUCCCGACAGUCAUAAUAACCUUAAAUUGAUCUUCCAAAUUGGUUGAAAAAAAAAACAAAUUGGAUAAAGCGAAUCAAUAUAAACAUAGCUUGAUCUAAACUGCUACUCUAAAGAA
Molecule: messenger RNA, 2480 nt
Organism: Uranotaenia lowii
Lineage: Eukaryota; Metazoa; Arthropoda; Insecta; Diptera; Culicidae
Gene: SF1
Product: splicing factor 1
Exons: 6
Coding region: 108-2255 (715 amino acids)
Biological process (GO): regulation of mRNA splicing, via spliceosome
Cellular component (GO): nucleus
Molecular function (GO): mRNA binding; zinc ion binding
Source: RefSeq, a predicted model, not a curated record